Molecule: messenger RNA, 1882 nt
Organism: Daldinia vernicosa
Lineage: Eukaryota; Fungi; Ascomycota; Sordariomycetes; Xylariales; Hypoxylaceae
Product: 26S proteasome subunit P45
Exons: 4
Coding region: 254-1657 (467 amino acids)
Biological process (GO): proteasome-mediated ubiquitin-dependent protein catabolic process
Cellular component (GO): proteasome regulatory particle, base subcomplex
Molecular function (GO): ATP hydrolysis activity; ATP binding; proteasome-activating activity
Source: RefSeq, a predicted model, not a curated record
GCUAGCCUUGUCAGGUACUUCGGAGUUGUAACCAAAGCUUUAAGUGACUUUACCUCACUGAAGCUCCGUUCAUCACUUCAACACACUUCAACACACAUCAGCAUUUCAAAUCAAAACAUCCCCCUCAUAUCCUCGUAACGUCCACACAGCACGAACGCUGGUAAAGUUACACAUAGAAAACGGACUUAUUUCUCUACUUUGGAUUUAUUUUCUCUCUCUUCAAAUUUCAUUAACCUAACUAUCCUUAUCCGCCAUGUCUAGCGCCCCAGAUAUGGAGGGCGUCGAGCGCCGAGGAUCUGACGAUGGCAAAGACAAGAAGGACGAAGGACGAGGUGACGGAUCAAAAGACGGAAGCAACAAAGUUAAUCGCGAUGGUGACUCCGAGAUGAAAGAUGCCGAACCCGUAGCAGAUGAAAUUCUAGACGAGGAAAUCCUAAGUCUCGGUACGGAAGACCUCAAGACUCGGAAACGUCUAUUAGAGAACGAUGCCAGAAUCAUGAAGAGCGAAUUCCAACGGUUAUCGCACGAAAAGGCAACUAUGGGCGAAAGGAUCAAGGAGAAUAAUGAGAAGAUCGCAAAUAACCGGCAAUUACCUUACCUCGUUGGUAAUGUUGUUGAGCUUCUCGACCUCGACCCUACCGCCGAAUCUUCCGAAGAAGGUGCCAAUAUCGAUCUCGACGCCACAAGGGUGGGCAAGUCGGCUGUUAUCAAAACAUCUACUAGACAAACCAUCUUCUUACCCUUGAUCGGUCUUGUCGAUCCAGAAACCCUCAAGCCCGCCGACCUUAUCGGUGUCAAUAAAGAUUCCUACCUAAUCCUCGAUACGUUACCUGCAGAGUAUGAUAGCCGUGUCAAGGCUAUGGAGGUUGACGAGAAGCCUACCGAAAAGUACAGCGACGUCGGCGGUUUGGAUAAGCAAAUAGAAGAACUCGUCGAGGCUAUCGUCUGGCCGAUGAAGGAGGCCGAGCGGUUCAAGAAAAUUGGCAUCAAGGCACCUAAAGGUGCUCUCAUGUAUGGACCUCCGGGAACCGGCAAGACCCUUCUAGCUCGAGCCUGCGCCGCCCAAACGGAUGCCACAUUCCUCAAAUUAGCUGGUCCACAACUAGUUCAGAUGUUUAUAGGAGAUGGUGCCAAGUUGGUUCGAGACUGCUUCGCGUUGGCCAAGGAGAAGGCCCCCGCUAUUAUCUUCAUCGACGAGCUUGAUGCCGUCGGUACGAAGCGUUUCGAUAGUGAGAAGAGCGGCGACCGAGAAGUUCAACGAACUAUGCUUGAGUUGCUAAACCAGCUAGACGGUUUCGCGUCGGACGACCGUAUCAAAGUCUUGGCCGCCACCAACCGUGUUGAUGUCCUCGACCCCGCUCUACUACGAUCUGGUCGGCUGGAUCGCAAGAUAGAAUUCCCUCUACCCAACGAAGAAGCUAGGGCUCAGAUCCUCAAGAUCCACUCGCGCAAGAUGAAGGUCGACACUAGCAUCAACUGGAACGAACUGGCCCGAAGUACAGACGAAUUUGGUGGCGCUAUGCUGAAGGCGGUCUGUGUCGAGGCUGGUAUGAUCGCCCUACGGAUGGGCAAAAACAAGAUCAGCCACGAGCACUACGUGGAUGCGAUUGCUGAGGUGCAAGCUAAGAAGAAGGAGACGGUCAAUUUCUACGCAUAGUUUUCUUCGAUUGGAGCGAAUGGCAGUCAUAACGUAGAAGAAGCUUGUAAUAUAAUAUCGGUAUAUCGCGAAUUUAGAGCGGUUUACCGACAUCAUGUCCCUUUUGGCCAUUAUUUUUCAGUCUGGUCUUUUCGGUGUAAUGAUGAGCUCCCAUGACUUGUACAUUUCUCUAUCCUAAUUCCCUACGGCGUAGGCUAAUUCCUAGGGAACGUUAUUGUGCUUGUA